Molecule: messenger RNA, 648 nt
Organism: Cooperia oncophora
Lineage: Eukaryota; Metazoa; Nematoda; Chromadorea; Rhabditida; Trichostrongylidae
Source: the annotation of a GenBank genome assembly
AUGCUUCAGCCCACUAUGAGGGUUGUAUUUCUCUCAACCAAAUCCUUCCAUGGAUCAGUUAUUUUUCCACUCUUUUCUGGGGGGAUUCUUACGCUUCCGAACAGGAAAAUAGACAUCACGAUUAAGUUCAUCUUUCCUGCUGACGGCCACAACACACGUUCAUUUGAAUUCUUAUACGAAAGACUCGUGGAAAAGAUCAAGAAUAAUUUAUAUGAAGACAAUCUGCUUUUGACAGCAGACAUUGUAGACGAAGCAGCCCGAAAGUACGAACAAGUUAUACAGAUGUUCCGAGACUUAUCUAUGGAUGUGCGUUUGUCUCUCGCGAGUCCAUUGCUGCACGGCACGGCCACUGCAGAAUGGUCUAAGAACAGACAUUUGAAAGGGUUUCUCCACGAACAAGUCCAAAUAGCAAUCUCGAUUGAAGUGAAUACUCCACCAACAAAAGACCGUCGCAAGCUCAGUUACAUCCAUUUACGACCCAUUGGGGUGGAUGACACCACUUAUAAAACCAAGGUAUUCAUCCAGUCACUUGUAAGAGUAAUUACACGGAUGAAAAAAGGUAUGGAUGGGCUUAGUGGAGUCCAUGAGGGACCUCCGCAGAGAGCCCCUCCGAGAGGGCAUAGGCCUUUGCGCAUACAUGUGCUCUAA